GAGCCAUCGCUCUCACUGCACCAGCAUCAGCAUCAGCAUCAGCUUAACCAAUUCUCCCACAGGAAUGAAUGGACGCACGGUAGAGAGCUCAAACGGAGAAGCUACUAGCGAAGAAGCAGGGCAAAAGCGCAUGGGACUUCCCUGCUGUUCCCGGACAUCAUCUCCUCCCAAGCCCAAAAUCGCGGACAGGGGCAUUUCGAUCCGGCGGAGCACUGCUAGUCAGGAACAAGGUGAGGUACAGCAGGGGAAGAUGCCGACGGCCAUCCAUAGCAACGAAUGGCUGAAAGACGUUCUGAGGCAGGCGAAGCAGCCAAACUCCAAACUGGUGGUGCUGGAGUUCACGGCGCCGUGGUCGGAGCCGUGCAAGUUCAUGAGGCCGGCGAUGGAGGAGAUCGCCGCCCGCUUCAAGGAGCACGCCGACUUCUACACCCUCGACGUCGAGCAGUUCAAGACGUUUGCGCGGAACACCCGGGUGGAGGCGCUGCCGACGUUCCUGCUGGUGAGGGACACCAUCUUGGAGCGCGUCGUCGGCGUCAGCAAGGACGACCUGCAGCGGAGCAUCGAGAAACACACAACAAACACUGCCGUUCAUGUGGACCGGACUUCCGGAUCAACAUAAGCUUGCACGAAACCGGGAAAAAUAGUGCUAACUGGGAGCAAGCUUUCAUUUUUUUUAAAUUUUUUUUCAGAAUGCCGUUCAUCAUGUGCUUUCGAUAGAUCGAUGUCUUAAUUUCACAUAUAAAUGCUUGUUAUACCGAGUUUACCUGAACGAUAUAUGAGGAUUUUUUACGAAAAAAGGGAGCCGUCCAUUAAAGGUUGUUUGAUAUUAACAUGUAGUUUGUGGGUGCUGAGCCCUUGAUUGUAUACUAUGUAAGUACUCCUUACUAGGAAAUGAGUAAUAAUAAUUGUUUAAUGGGCA
This is a messenger RNA of Setaria italica (foxtail millet), 919 nucleotides long. RefSeq names its product thioredoxin H-type 2. The transcript has 4 exons. Bases 65 to 619 code for a protein of 184 amino acids. Lineage: Eukaryota; Viridiplantae; Streptophyta; Magnoliopsida; Poales; Poaceae. The record is from RefSeq and is a predicted model, not a curated record.